CAGACUACAACACCCAGACGCCCAGAGUCAGGUACUUCCUGGUCAGACCGACAGGCAGCCAUAUUUGAUUCGAUUAUGCUUUACUGGUUGCGACGACUAGUUCAGCUAGUUCUGGAAGAAUACGGUCUUUGUACUCGAUCUCAGCUACAUUUACAGGUUUAUCUACGACAACCUUAGUGGUAUCUCCAAUAGUAACUUUAUAUCGUGUGUAGUCAACGAUGAAUCCUGAAUAUGACUAUUUAUUCAAACUGCUCCUGAUUGGCGAUUCUGGUGUCGGAAAGUCAUGUCUCCUUCUCCGGUUUGCAGAUGAUACUUACACAGAGAGCUAUAUAAGCACCAUCGGUGUGGACUUCAAGAUCAGGACCAUAGAACUUGAUGGCAAAACCAUUAAACUUCAGAUUUGGGAUACAGCCGGUCAAGAACGGUUCAGGACCAUUACUUCCAGUUACUAUAGAGGAGCCCAUGGCAUUAUAGUGGUUUAUGAUGUCACAGAUCAGGAGUCCUUCAACAACGUGAAGCAGUGGCUCCAGGAGAUAGACCGCUACGCCAGCGAGAACGUCAACAAGCUGCUGGUGGGCAACAAGUGUGACCUGACUACCAAGAAGGUGGUGGACUACACAACAGCCAAGGAGUUUGCAGACAACCUGGGCAUCCCCUUCCUGGAGACCAGCGCCAAGAGCGCCACCAACGUGGAGCAGGCCUUCAUGACCAUGGCUGCCGAGAUCAAGAAGAGGAUGGGCCCGGGGGCCACGGCCGGCAGUGCGGAGAAGUCCAACGUCAAGAUCCAGAGCAAGCCCGUCAACACCACCUCCGGGGGCUGCUGUUGAGGCCCCCACCACCCCAUCCAGUGAGGGGCGUACCCCAAGUCAGCCGGGCCCCGCCCCCCAGUGCCCCACCCACCAACAAAACCCUGACCCAUCUAAUGUCCCCCUGCUUCAGACCCCCCGCCAACGACAAGAAACACGACCAGAACCCUGACCGUCUCCAACGUCCACCACGACCAGAACCACAUCUAGAAUCCCGACCGUCUCUAACGUCACCCUGCUUCAUAGACCCCCAGCCACCAGGACAACGACCCGUCUUACGUCACCGUGCUCCACAGGGAUGGCAGAGGGGGAGUGAGAGGGAUCCAGCAGAAUGAUUGCAGAUGAGGGUCAUGUUAGCAGAUACAGAACAGGCCCCAGCACGGUGAGCCCACCCGCCUGGAGGAACACUGCUGCUCUCAUUCUUUUAUCUUUAUUAUGUCUUUCAUACUCAAAUGCACACCCGAUUUGAGAAGUUAAUAAAUCAGCAAUUUUUUAAAAGUCUAGAAGUGACUUCGACCAAUACAUUAAAUGCAAGUAUCACUAUUUGUGUUCCUUCCCUUCUUCUUCCCCUAUUUUUGGUUCAUGUGCCGAACUCAGCUGGGUUGCUUGUUUCUGAUAGUUUAGGCUGUGGGUAACCGGCAUGAGGUCCUCAGGACGAGCAGAUGAAGCUGCUGCUGUUAGAGCACGCGGCAUGCAUGUCAGCAGAGCUCAUGACAUUCCCCCUCUCUCUAUCCCCCUCUCUCUCUCUCUCAGUGCAUCUGGUAUGCAGUCGUUUGGGGAACCUGUGGUGGUUUCCUUUACUAUAAGACCAGAUUAGGUGGAGGUAAUGUCCUGGUUCAACCUCUCAAUGUGGCACCACACCCGCCCCCUCCUAGUUCAGAACUAAACGGCCAGUGCCUUUGGGGCCAGAGUCAGACGUGAUGUUCUGCAUCUGAUGAACCGUGAUUUUGGCAUAGCCCCCCCAUUCCACCGCAACGGGCUAGCUCUUACUGCUUAAGAGAGUUCAUUGUUAGAUGGAACCAAGCAAUCUUGUGUGUGUGUGUGUGUGCGCGUCUGUGCAUGCAUGUAUGUAUAUGUAUGUACUAUCCCAGACAGGGCUGUGUGCUGGUAUAAAGGAUUCAACCUGAGCAGGGCUGGGACGCAGUGUCCAUAUUGUUAAUUACUUCGCUUAUAGUUUCUCAACCAACAGCACAACCGGAGAGACGACCACCAUCUAAGCUAUGAGAUACAUCUAUAAACUGUAUAUAUUUAUACAUAAAUGGAGGAAUUGAUUUGCAAAUUCGAUAGAGAACCAAGUGAAUGACAUAAAUUUAAGGAAAUUGUUUGUAAUCUCAGUCCGUGAUUAAGUGGCUGCAGACAUGAAUUUUUGUGGCACAAUGUCUACUAUUAAACAAUGAAGGAGAUCUUUGAUAA
Messenger RNA from Gadus morhua (Atlantic cod), 2219 nucleotides. RefSeq names its product RAB1A, member RAS oncogene family a (gene rab1aa). The transcript has 6 exons. The record is from RefSeq and is a predicted model, not a curated record. Gene Ontology annotation, molecular function: GTP binding; GTPase activity. The coding region runs from base 219 to 827 and encodes 202 amino acids. NCBI's taxonomy places the organism in Eukaryota, Metazoa, Chordata, Actinopteri, Gadiformes, Gadidae.